AUGAAGAUUCUCAGCAAGGAGGAAGAGGCCGCGCACUACAAGGUCGUCGUCAAGAGCGGCCUCGUCGGCGGCACGGCCGGUCUGGCCAUUGGCCUCGGCGGCGUCGUCCUCGCCUCCCGACGCUACCACGCCUUCCGCAGCCUGACCCUCCCUUUCCGCUCCUUCCUCGUCACCUCCUCGGCCACGUUCUGCGCCAUCGUCAACGCCGACCGGGAGUCGACGCGCUUCCAGCGCUCGCAGGACCCCAUGUUCGGCUACCAGGACCGGAGCCAGCGCGCCGCGCAGAUCGCGCGCGACAACGAGACGACCUACCAGCGCUUCAUGGCCUGGGGCAAGGAGAACCGGUACAGCAUCGUCUUCACGAGCUGGCUGGCGUCGAUGGCGCUGGCGAUGGCCAUUGUCGGCCGCGCGCCGAUUAGCACCGCCCAGAAGCUGGUGCAGGCGCGUGUGUACGCGCAGGGUCUGACGCUGGCGGUGCUGAUCGUGUCGGCGGCGUUCGAGGUCAACGACGCCAAGGAGGGGCGCGGUCGCUGGGAGACGGUGAUGGUGCUGGACCCGAACGACCCGGAGCACAAGCACCUCAUCGAGAAGCGCGUCCACAAGGAGGAGUACGAAGGCCAGGACCUCUGGAUGGACAUGGUCGAGGCUGAGGAGAAGCGCAUCGCAGAGCGCAAGGCGAACAAGGCGGCCGGGAAGGACGCCGAGCCUUCCGAGCAGACUCCGGAAAAGUCUGACAAGACUGAGCAGCCUGAAAAGGCUGACGCUAAAGCUUAA
This is a messenger RNA of Cordyceps fumosorosea ARSEF 2679, 774 nucleotides long. RefSeq names its product mitochondrial hypoxia responsive domain containing protein. Bases 1 to 774 code for a protein of 257 amino acids. Gene Ontology annotation, biological process: mitochondrial respiratory chain complex IV assembly. The transcript is spliced from 2 exons. Gene Ontology annotation, cellular component: mitochondrial inner membrane. The record is from RefSeq and is a predicted model, not a curated record. NCBI's taxonomy places the organism in Eukaryota, Fungi, Ascomycota, Sordariomycetes, Hypocreales, Cordycipitaceae.